This is a messenger RNA of Priapulus caudatus, 680 nucleotides long. RefSeq names its product connector enhancer of kinase suppressor of ras 3-like. The record is from RefSeq and is a predicted model, not a curated record. Gene Ontology annotation, molecular function: protein binding. Bases 123 to 680 code for a protein of 185 amino acids. The transcript has 4 exons. NCBI's taxonomy places the organism in Eukaryota, Metazoa, Priapulida, Priapulimorpha, Priapulimorphida, Priapulidae.
UGGGCGAUGUCAACAAAUGUUUAUUUGAUACAUUAUGAUUACAUUAUAUGUUGUUGUAGUACACUAGAAGCAAAGAAUUUCCAGCUUUUUAUCGCAACUUUCGAUAUAUUAACAGAUGAGGAAUGAUAAUGGUAAACAUCAAGAACUGGCGAGUCGAAGAAACGGCGGCAUGGCUAAGCGGAGUGGAUCCAGGAUUUCAGCCGUAUGUUCAGGCGUUCGUAAACAACGGCAUAGAUGGCGCCGCCCUUCUGCUGCUGACCUCCUACGACCUUGAGAAGCUGAGCGUCGCCAGUCUAGGUCACAGAGAGCUCAUCCUCGAGGCUGUUGAAUUGCUCAAUCACUUGCACCACCAGUCCGACCGCGAGACCCUACAGACUCUCUGCCUCUCAGUCACCGUCAAGUGCCGCAGCCUGGCGGGGGAGCUGCGCGGAAGCGGCGGCAGCGGCGGCGCCCCCUGCAACCGCGUCGUCGCAGCGGUCAGCUCCCUGCUGGGAGGCGUGAAGACACUCGUGUCGUGGCUCGACAGGUAUCCGUUCGAGGGAGAGGAGGAGUACGCAGUGCUGAGGAGCCAAGUCGUCAGACUGGGACUCGAGUUAGCGGCCUGCGUGCAUGUCAACGCGACCCGCCCCGAUUGUCCGGAUAUGCUCCUUGCUGCAGUGAGUCAUUCGUUCCCCCAAUAA